UUUAUCUUUAUUUUGUUCCAUGACAUCUUCUUCAACAUUUAUUGGUGUUCUUGCUCAAAUCAUAGCUCCAGAAUUACCGAUUAUAUUAUCACUGAUAUUCGGAGGUUGUUGUAGCAACGUGUUCGCUCUUGAAGUCCUUGUAACUGAUGCACCAAAAAGUGGUAAUUUGGUAACUUUUGCACAAUUUUUGUUUGUUGCCCUCGAAGGAAUACGACAUCAAUUAGAAUGGGGAACGUAUGGUCCAAGAUUUAAGAAAACUGUAGUACCUAUUUACAACUGGGUGUUACUGGUAAUCCUCUUCUUUACAGUAUCGGUAUUGAAUAACCUUGCUUUGGGAUAUCAUAUCUCUGUACCAUUGCAUAUCAUUUUCCGAAGUGGUGGUCUUAUUGUGAAUAUGAUUAUGGGCGCUAUUAUUCUGGGAAAACGAUAUUCUUUUGGCCAAAUCAUUGGGGUUCUGUGUGUAACUUUUGGUGUUAUUCUAGCUACAUUAGAUAAUUCGAAUACAAGCACUCAAGCUGGCUCCAGUAGUACGACUGAAUUUGUCACGGGUAUUUCCUUAUUAGUGAUCGCGAUGAUCUUAUCAGCUGGUAUGGGUCUUUUCCAAGAAGUUACUUACAAAAAGUAUGGGAAACAAUGGCGUGAAGGAUUGUUUUACACUCAUUUUCUUGCCUUGCCCUGUUUCUUACUUUUCUUCAAGGAUAUUCAAUCUCAAAUAGAAACGUACAAUAUGUCUACUAUGGCACCUUUGAUGACUGUAUUUGAUGAAGUACCUUUGCUUGGUUCUAUCUUCCAUAUGAUCCCUCCAAUCAUUGCCGAUUAUUUGAAUCUAUUUAUUGUACCAAAACUAUGGGCCUAUCUCUUUUUGAAUAUGAUUACUCAAUAUAUUUGUAUUGCUGGUGUCAAUCGGAUGACUGCUGUUUGUACUUCACUUACAUUAAAUCUUGUUCUCAAUCUUCGCAAAUUUACGUCUCUUGUUAUCUCCAUUAUCUACUUUGAAAAUGCUUUUGGAUUGGUGGCUCAAAUUGGAUCUGCUUUUGUCAUUUUUGGUACUUUGAUAUAUACUCGUGCUGGAUUGAAGAAACCUGUUACUUCGAAUGAUAAAAAAUCAUCUUGAACAUUAAUGUAUAUUUGUAGUUUAGAUCAGUGCUUACCUUUUUUACAUUUUACAUCCAUAUUUGUUUAUUUUAUACCUCUUCAAUAAACUCAUUACUCAAGACUCUCUUUUUU
Halteromyces radiatus is the source of this 1227-nucleotide messenger RNA. Its product is annotated as UAA transporter. Gene Ontology annotation, molecular function: UDP-N-acetylglucosamine transmembrane transporter activity. The transcript has 7 exons. Gene Ontology annotation, biological process: transmembrane transport. Gene Ontology annotation, cellular component: endoplasmic reticulum membrane; Golgi membrane. The coding region runs from base 20 to 1114 and encodes 364 amino acids. The record is from RefSeq and is a predicted model, not a curated record. NCBI's taxonomy places the organism in Eukaryota, Fungi, Mucoromycota, Mucoromycetes, Mucorales, Cunninghamellaceae.